Messenger RNA from Puccinia graminis f. sp. tritici CRL 75-36-700-3, 1855 nucleotides. Its product is annotated as polyubiquitin-A. Gene Ontology annotation, biological process: modification-dependent protein catabolic process; protein ubiquitination. NCBI's taxonomy places the organism in Eukaryota, Fungi, Basidiomycota, Pucciniomycetes, Pucciniales, Pucciniaceae. The transcript has 10 exons. The coding region runs from base 1 to 1830 and encodes 609 amino acids. The record is from RefSeq and is a predicted model, not a curated record. Gene Ontology annotation, molecular function: protein tag activity; ubiquitin protein ligase binding. Gene Ontology annotation, cellular component: nucleus; cytoplasm.
AUGCAGAUCUUUGUCAAGACGCUCACGGGUAAAACCAUCACAUUGGAAGUCGAGUCUUCCGACACAAUCGAUAACGUCAAGGCCAAGAUCCAAGACAAGGAGGGUAUCCCCCCAGACCAACAACGUCUUAUCUUCGCUGGUAAGCAACUUGAAGAUGGCCGAACUCUGGCCGAUUACAAUAUUCAGAAGGAGUCCACCCUUCACUUGGUCCUCCGCCUCCGAGGAGGAAUGCAAAUCUUUGUCAAGACACUCACCGGCAAAACGAUCACUCUCGAAGUCGAGUCUUCGGACACCAUCGACAACGUCAAGGCCAAGAUCCAAGACAAGGAGGGCAUUCCCCCGGAUCAACAGCGAUUGAUCUUUGCUGGCAAGCAAUUGGAAGACGGCCGUACUCUGGCCGACUACAACAUUCAAAAGGAAUCCACCUUGCAUCUUGUCUUGCGACUCCGUGGUGGAAUGCAAAUUUUUGUAAAAACUCUGACAGGCAAGACCAUCACGUUGGAAGUCGAGUCCUCAGACACAAUUGAUAACGUAAAGGCCAAGAUUCAAGAUAAGGAGGGUAUUCCUCCGGACCAACAGCGAUUGAUCUUUGCCGGCAAACAGUUAGAAGAUGGACGUACGCUUGCUGAUUACAACAUUCAGAAAGAGUCCACACUCCACUUGGUCCUUCGUCUACGAGGCGGUAUGCAAAUCUUUGUUAAGACAUUGACUGGUAAAACGAUCACCUUGGAAGUUGAGUCUUCCGACACGAUCGACAAUGUCAAGGCCAAGAUCCAAGACAAAGAAGGCAUUCCUCCAGACCAGCAGCGUUUGAUCUUUGCCGGCAAGCAGCUUGAAGAUGGGCGAACUCUUGCGGAUUACAACAUCCAGAAAGAGUCCACUCUUCAUCUUGUCCUCCGACUCCGGGGUGGUAUGCAGAUUUUUGUCAAGACCCUUACCGGUAAAACCAUAACGUUGGAAGUCGAGUCAUCAGACACGAUCGAUAAUGUGAAGGCCAAAAUUCAAGACAAGGAAGGCAUUCCCCCCGACCAACAGCGUCUGAUCUUCGCCGGGAAACAACUUGAAGAUGGUCGAACCCUUGCGGACUACAACAUCCAGAAAGAGUCCACUCUCCACUUGGUGCUUCGACUUCGUGGUGGAAUGCAAAUCUUUGUCAAGACGCUUACAGGCAAAACCAUUACUCUCGAGGUUGAAUCUUCUGAUACCAUCGACAACGUCAAAGCUAAAAUCCAAGACAAGGAGGGUAUUCCCCCAGAUCAACAACGUCUCAUUUUUGCCGGGAAACAACUCGAAGACGGGCGCACUCUGGCUGACUACAACAUUCAAAAAGAGUCAACCCUCCAUUUGGUUCUUCGUCUUCGAGGAGGGAUGCAAAUUUUUGUCAAGACCUUGACAGGCAAAACCAUUACUCUCGAGGUUGAAUCUUCCGAUACCAUCGACAACGUGAAGGCAAAGAUUCAAGACAAGGAAGGGAUUCCCCCGGACCAACAGCGUCUCAUUUUUGCUGGGAAACAACUUGAGGACGGGCGUACUCUGGCUGACUACAACAUUCAGAAAGAAUCAACCCUUCAUUUGGUUCUUCGUCUUCGAGGAGGGAUGCAAAUCUUUGUCAAGACAUUAACUGGCAAGACCAUCACGUUGGAGGUUGAGUCGUCCGAUACAAUUGACAACGUAAAGGCCAAGAUCCAAGACAAGGAGGGCAUCCCUCCGGAUCAACAGCGUCUUAUCUUUGCCGGCAAGCAGCUUGAAGACGGUCGCACCCUUGCCGACUACAACAUCCAGAAGGAAUCAACUCUCCACUUGGUUCUGCGUCUCCGUGGAGGUAUAUAGUUUGAUAUGCACAGCCGGCCCUCAU